Molecule: messenger RNA, 1365 nt
Organism: Parnassius apollo (apollo)
Lineage: Eukaryota; Metazoa; Arthropoda; Insecta; Lepidoptera; Papilionidae
Source: the annotation of a GenBank genome assembly
AUGAUACGGCAAUAUUUAAAAUUUAGGAAGACUAUUACCAUCGUAUGUGUUUUAUCUUUGCUGUUCUUAAUUUUCCUUAUUCUUACAAAAAAUCAAAAUAGUAAUAGUAGUGAGCUAAUAAGGCACCACAAAAGACUGGAUGAUGAUUUCCAGGACAUAGGCUAUAGAGAACUGGAUGACAUACCAAAGAAAGAAAUAUAUGUUCUUGGAGAGAAGGAAUUAAAAAUGGAAUUAAGUAAUACUAUUGAGGAUAGUACUAAGCGAGAACUACGAGAAGUCAAAGCCAAAGUUGAACAGUUGGAGAAAAAGAUUGCAUUUUUAGAAGGCAGAAUCCCACAAAAGUAUCCAGAAGUCCAAUAUUUGGGGUAUAAAGAAAGAAAACGAAUAUUGGUUACAGGAGGUGCUGGUUUUGUUGGCUCACAUCUUGUUGAUGUGCUAAUGAUACAAGGACAUGAAGUAAUUGUUGUGGACAAUUUUUUCACUGGACGAAAACGCAAUAUAGAACACUGGUUUGGUCACCGGAACUUUGAAUUGAUACAUCAUGAUAUUGUGAAUCCACUAUUUGUUGAGGCAGAUGAAAUUUACCACUUAGCUAGUCCAGCAAGCCCACCGCAUUAUAUGCAAAACCCAGUUAAAACAAUUAAAACAAACACUUUGGGCACCAUUAACAUGUUAGGUUUAGCCAGAAGAGUUGGCGCUAAGAUUUUAAUAGCAAGUACUUCUGAGGUAUACGGAGAUCCCAUGGUACACCCUCAACCUGAAUCUUAUUGGGGUCAUGUCAAUCCUAUAGGUCCCCGAGCAUGUUAUGACGAAGGUAAAAGAGUGUCCGAAACAUUAGCUUAUUCUUAUGCCAAACAAGAGAAGGUAUCUGUAAGAGUAGCAAGAAUCUUUAAUACCUAUGGACCAAGGAUGCAUGUAUCUGAUGGACGUGUCGUGUCAAAUUUUAUUAUGCAGGCAUUGCAAAACCUAACCAUUACAGUUUAUGGUAAUGGAAAACAAACCCGCUCUUUUUGUUAUGUAUCAGAUCUAGUUGAUGGACUUUUAGCAUUGAUGGCGUCUAGUUAUUCCUUGCCUGUUAAUAUUGGAAAUCCUGUAGAACACACUAUAGAAGAAUUUGCAGUUAUAAUAAAAAAUCUAGUCCCUGGAUGUCGCAGCACAGUUGCGACCGGCGCUGCAGUAGAGGACGAUCCGCAACGUCGCCGUCCUGAUAUUACAUUGGCUAAGAAUCAAUUACAUUGGUCGCCUAAGGUUUCUCUACAGGAUGGUCUUCAGAGAACAAUCGACUACUUUAAAGAGGAAUUAUCACGUACAACAUUUUACAACAAUCAAACAUACAUAGAUUUCAAAGUCAAGACUUCUCAUUAA